AUGGCCAAGGAUAAGAAGAAAGCGGCAGCAGGAGGCAAGGCUGCAGCCAAAGCCGCAAAAGCUGCCAAGCAAGAGAAGAAGGCAGGCAAAAAAGACAAAAAGGUCGCAUCCAAGACUGCAGAGAUCGAUUCUGAUGCCGAAGACGUCGAUCUCGAUGCCAUUCUAGCACAGUACGCAAAAGAGCAGGAGCAACACCACGCCAUCACUGAGAUAGCGGCUGAGCCGCCAUCAGCACGAACAUCAUGCACCCUCAUCGCCAGCCCAGCCAACGAGAACGAAAUCUUCUUGUUUGGCGGCGAGUACUUCAAUGGAGCUACUGCAAAGUUCUUUAAUGACCUUAUGAUUUACAACAUCAAGCAGGAUGCGUGGAAGCAAGUCACGAGUCCCAACUCGCCACUUCCUCGCUCGGGACAUGCGUGGUGCCGUGCGGCAAACACCAAAGAUAUCUAUCUGUUUGGUGGGGAGUUCAGUUCGCCAAAACAAGGUACCUUUUACCACUACAACGACUUCUGGAAGCUGGACCCGACGAAUAGGGAAUGGACGCGUAUGGAGGGCAAGAGUAAGACGGCUGCACCGCCGGCGCGGAGUGGACAUCGUAUGGUUGGGUUUAAACAGUACAUCAUCUUAUUCGGAGGAUUCCAGGAUACAUCUGCAACGACCAAGUACUUGAACGACUUGUGGAUCUACGACUGUGUGAACUUCUCCUGGCACACGCCAAAACUCCAGGCAGCUCGUGCUGUACCAGAUGCACGAUCGAGCUUCACGUUACUGCCACACGAUCAAGGUGCCGUCAUCUACGGCGGUUACUCGCGCGUCAAGACCCAAGCCGGCGGUAAGCAACAACAGCAAGGCAAAGGAAAGAAGACCAGCAGUGGCGGCCCAGCCUCACGCAUGGUGCUAAAGCCAAAAGUUCACGAAGACACCUGGUUCAUCCGCAUCACGCCUCCCCCCUCGGACCAGGCCUCAACCACACCCCCCACCGUCUCCUGGGAAAAACGCAAGAAACCUGCAAACGCCCCCAACCCGCCCCGCGCCGGCGCCACAAUGGCCUACCACAAGGGCCGCGGCGUUCUCUUCGGCGGCGUCCACGACGUCGAAGAAAGCGAGGAAGGCAUCGACUCUGAAUUCUUCAACCAACUCUUCAUCUGGAACAUUGAGCGAAACCGCUACAUGCCACUUACCCUCCGCCGCCCCAAACUAAACGCAAACAAAAAAGCUGCACAGCAGGCAAACGUCAACCGGCGUGACCGCGGUAAAGCAGCAGAAGAGGAAUUGCUGGCUAACCUCAAAGCCCUCGAGAUGAAGGCUGGUGUACAUUCCGCCGGCGACGCAGAUUCGGAUUCCGACAACGAAAAGGUUAAGCAGGAAGAUGAGGACGAGGAUACUCGUCCUGAAAAACCAAAGAUCUUUGAAUUUCCUCAUCCCCGUUUUAACGCUGCCCUUACUGUGCAAGCGGAUACCUUAUACAUCUACGGCGGCACGUACGAAAAGGGGGACCGGGAAUACACGUUUGACGAGCUGUGGAGUGUGAAUCUGAAUCAUCUAGAUGGAGUAACAGAGAUAUUUAAACGGGAUCUUGAAGACUGGCAGGGCAGCGACGAGGAAGCUGAUUCAGAAGAUGAAGACGACGAGGAAGACUCCGAAUUCGAAGACGAUGAAGACGACGACGACAAAACAUCUAUCUCCACCGCUCCAACCAGCGUCCCUCCUACCCCAACAACCCCUCUCCCCACCGAAGAUCUCACGCCCCAAGAGCUCAUAUCCGCGCUCACAGACACACUGCCGCACCCGCGCCCCUUUGAAUCCCUGCGAGACUUCUACGCCCGCACCUCGGAAGCGUGGCAGUCACUCAUUUUGGAGGAACUUGCUUCAAAAGGUAAGAAUGCUGAGAAAAGCCCCAAGGAGAUUAAGAAAAUGGGCUUCGAACGUGCGGAGGAGAAGUGGUGGGAUUGUAGGGAGGAGAUUCGUGCGUUGGAGGAUGAGCAGGAGGCUGCGGGGAUUGGCGAGGUUGUUAGUUUGGAAGGAAAGGAUGCGGGUGGUGGAGUGGGGAGGAGGAGGUAG
This is a messenger RNA of Pyrenophora tritici-repentis Pt-1C-BFP, 2061 nucleotides long. The record is from RefSeq and is a predicted model, not a curated record. NCBI's taxonomy places the organism in Eukaryota, Fungi, Ascomycota, Dothideomycetes, Pleosporales, Pleosporaceae.